This is a messenger RNA of Alosa sapidissima (American shad), 5340 nucleotides long. RefSeq names its product DENN/MADD domain containing 1B (gene dennd1b). Gene Ontology annotation, biological process: endocytosis; endocytic recycling. Lineage: Eukaryota; Metazoa; Chordata; Actinopteri; Clupeiformes; Clupeidae. The record is from RefSeq and is a predicted model, not a curated record. Bases 508 to 3150 code for a protein of 880 amino acids. Gene Ontology annotation, molecular function: guanyl-nucleotide exchange factor activity; phosphatidylinositol phosphate binding. Gene Ontology annotation, cellular component: intracellular membrane-bounded organelle; cytosol; nuclear speck. The transcript has 23 exons.
AUUGUAGGCCUACAACUGCCUUCGUGCAUAGGCUAGAAUAUCCAUUGAUCGAUGAAAGAUGGUAGGCUAAGCCUCAUAACAAAUAGCCCCUAUCAAUAAUAAUGUAAGUCUCCCGUGAAUAUACAGGUAAGAAGUAACACUUUGGCAAACCAAAUAACAACAUGUCGCAAACUUACAGUAACAAAAACACGCUACACUUCAGGCUAUCAAAACUGAACUACCGCUGAGAACACACAGGCCCAGGUGUUGAUCAAAUGGCAUGACGUCACGAAAUCUUUGGCUACACUUCCUGGUCGGUGUUCUCUGCUGUGGAUAAUCGUGGAACUGAAACGGUCCAGCAGAAGCUGCAAGAACAGGGAACCUCGAGGCACGUGCUUGGACCGAGAACAUGUUCAUGUUAAGAUACUCAUUACAUACCUACACAUAGUUGCAUCGGUACGCGAGGUUUGCUACUGUCGCUAUUUUGACAGUAAUCAAGCCAGCGAGAGCUGUCGCGAUGGUGUAACCAUGGACAGCAGAAUAAACGAAAAACCAGACAGAACAUUCGAUCUAGUGUUGCAGGUGGCAUGCCCUGCGUCUGAAAAUGAAGAUCCAGCCGUGCUGUGGAAGUUCCCCCAGGACUUCGGAGACCAGGAGUUACAGGAGGUCCUCCAGACUGUGCCAAAGUUCUGCUUCCCUUUUGAUGUGGAGAGAGUGUCCCCAAAUCAGGUGGGCCAGAACUUCACAUUUGUGCUUACGGACAUCGAGAGCAAGCAGAGGUUCGGCUUCUGUCGGCUGACGUCCGGAUGUCGCAUCUGCAUCUGUUUGCUUAGUUAUCUCCCUUGGUUUGAGAUUUACUACAAGCUGCUGAAUACACUGGCCGACUACUUAACAAAACAACAGGAAGAUGACUUGAAUGACAUGUUAGAAUCACUGCACAGACUACCCGUGCCAAAGCCCAACACUCCUGUCAAUCUGAGUGUGAAUGAGUGGUUGCAUAUUUCCACGGGGCAAAUAGCGAACGCUUCGGGAAGCCAAGAACCGCACUCGUACUUCAUUGCUCCUGAUAUUAAUGGACUUCCCACCAUACCCGAGAGUAGGAACCUGACGGAGUACUUUGUGGCAGUGGACGUGAACAACAUGCUCCAGCUGUACGCCAGCAUGCUGCACGAGCGGCGCAUCAUCAUUACCUCAAGCAAGCUUAGCACUUUAACUGCAUGUGUUCACGGUGCUGCCUCAAUGCUGUUCCCAAUGUACUGGCAACACAUAUACAUCCCCGUGCUCCCGCCUCAUCUGCUGGACUACUGCUGUGCGCCCAUGCCAUAUUUGAUUGGUGUUCAUCUGAGUCUCCUAGAGAGAGUGAAGAGCCGGUCACUGGAAGAUGUGGUGAUCCUAAACGUGGACACAAACACACUGGAGAGUCCUUCAGAUGAUCUGCGAAACCUACCCAGUGAUGUGGUCUCCAGUCUGAAGGGGAAGCUGAAGAAGCAGUCGACGGCGACGGGGAGUGGGGUGGCCCGGGCCUUUCUGCGCUCUCAGGCGGCCCUGUUUGGCUCCUACCGGGACGCCCUGAGAUACAAACCCGGUGAGCCAAUCACAUUCUGCGAGGAGAGUUUUGUGAACCACCGUUCCAGCACCAUGCGAACAUUCCUGGAGACUGCUGUCAAUGCUCAGCUCUUCAAACAGUUCAUCGACGGCAGACUGGCCAAAUUAAAUGCAGGCCGGGGCUUCUCCGACCUGUUUGAGGAGGAGAUCACAGAGGGCGGCUUCUGCGGAAGUAACACCAGGUCGUACCAGCAGUGGAUGGUGGGUUUUUCUAAGAAGGGAGGAAAUUUACUCAAUUCAGCAAUGUUCAAGACCAAGAGUCACGUCAAGCAAGGCUUUAAGGAGAUGCGGAGCCGACUGAAGCAAAGGCCAGGUGAAGAUGACGAUGGGUCAUGUGGUGGCGGCUCCCCUACCAGCACUAAGAGUCUCUCGCCGCGGAGGCUGCAGAAAAGAAGGAAGAAUUACGACAGCAAGCUCGCCAUCGGCUGUCCAGAGUACACCCUGGAUGAGGACGAGCAGGACAGUGCCAGCAAGAUCUCGUCGGAAGACAGCGGGGAGAUGCCCUCACACACGGAGGACAGUGACGACUCGUACGAGCUGGAGGCGGACGUGGCGCCGUCCUCGGGCAAGAUGACCCUCCUGGAGGAGAUUCUGGACUCGCUGAGCAGCACCAGCAUUCAGGAGGGCCGCCUUGCUGCCGCCAAGAGCCUGGACUUCCUGCGCUCAAUGGAGGACCUGGACUUCAAGUCCACGGUGAGCAACACGUGCUUUACUGACGCCAGGCCAAAGGAGCCCGAACAUGAGCUGAGGAAGAGGCCCAGCCCAUCCAGUGAGAGCCAGCAGGCCUGUGGCGACAGCAGCAGCAGCAGCAGCAGUGGCGUUGGGGUGGGUGGAGGAGGAGGCGGCGGCGGAGGUGGUGGGGGCUCGUCUGGUCGCUCUGCGGAGUCCAGCGGGGGCUGGCUCCUGGGCCAGGACGACAGCGCCGUGCACGGCAAACACCUGCCCCCGUCGCCGCGCCGCCAACCCAGCUACAGAUCAUCCACGGCCACGACCACAGCCGUGCCCUCGCUGCGGCCUCGGGCCCACACCGACGCCCCCGCCACACACGCCCCCUCCGCACACACUCUGUCAGUACAUGCCAGCAGCGCUGCCCAAGCGCCCAACCCCCGUACGGCACCAGCUCCUCCCAGCCCCGCUCCCCGAACACCACCGUCGCCACUUACACCAGAUGCCCUCAAGCCCCCAGCGCUCCUCCAGUCCACUCCAGAGAGGGACCCUCUGCUCUCUCCGUCCCCCAGGGGAGGUCACCUGUCCAGGGCUGCGUCUCCUAGCCGGGCUCCAGAGCCCCAGAGCCAACACACGCCGCGCGGGGUGUUUCGCAGGAGAGUCCUCUCCAAAGAGAGGCUGAAGCAGCGGGAUGGAGUCCGGCAGAGCGCCGCCCUCAUCCCCUGGCAGAGGGACGCUACUGACCGGGACGGGGAGGGCGAUGAUGACCCGGAGGUAAUGCUAGGAGGGAAGGUGCAGGAGAAAGGCUUACUAGAGGAGAUUGACUCCUUGUGCAGCCUCAGCUCCCUCAACACCAGCCUACAGCUCACGCAGGUGCACAACAACACAGACAAGAGCUGAGCAGACUAACGGAUGUACACACACACACACACACACACCUGUUAUACAGUAUAUACACCAGAUAUACACCAGCUAACAUCUCUUACAGGUACACACAACGCAAGUGCUUAGCUGAGAGCUGAAUGUUAUUUCUCUCUCUCACACAAACAUACAUACACACACACACACUGUCUAAUGCAGGCUCUUAUGCAGGUAUAUAAAACUCAUAUUCACCUUCAAACCAGCAUAAAACCCGUUAAGCACAGACACCAACACACACACACACACAAGUUACAAGUUGUGCUCCACUCACAUACAUGUGUACACUCGCUCUCUUACACACAAUCACACUCACACACACACGGUACACAAACAUACAGACAUUUUAAGGUCUUUUCUGUCCAACUGCCAGUUUCAUGUAAGUCCUGCUGUACAUGUCUGUUGAACUUCAGAAUGUCUAUAUCUGAAACAUGCACUCUUCUUCGUCCUUCAACUAUUAUCUGCAUCAAUGCAAACACUGUUGAGCUGAAGGAAAUCAGAACGAAUUGCAACCGUGUAGUUACGCUAGACAUAGUAUUUUAAAGUGACUGUACUCAUUUAAAAAGGGACUCCCAUUCUCUCUCUUACCCCAAUAAUAUUUCCCUCAUAUAGAGGAGUUAUGUAGUAACCCCAUUGCAAUGACUUGCACUUGUUCAGAAGGGUACUUCACACAUCACUGUUGCAUUUUGAGAGUGAAAUCACUGUUUCCUCCUAAUUGGUAUAUUUGAAACGACUAUAGACAAGUUCCAAAUUAUUGAAGAGAAUCCUCCACCGUAAGGUCACACCAUGUACUGCGAUGCCUUAAAGAGGAUGUUUUAAUUAGCUUUUUGCAACGCUGUAAUGUUAACAUGCGGCAGUCGGAAUACGGUACUGUGGAAAUGUGUAGGUUUAAGCAGAGUCUUUAUUAUUAUUAUUGUAGAGUUAUAUAUUUAUGUACUAGAGGCAUGAUGGGAUUCUCAGGUCAUCAGUUAGAAAGAAAGCGGCCCUAGUAACAGGCAUCAGAGAGGGAAGUAUGAACAAGUGUCAUUUUCUAGAGAACAAACAGUAUUUCAUUCGUCUCCUUUGCCAUGCCCUCGUAGACAAGUAGGUCGUCUCAUUUCAAAACGGGCCAAAAAAAGUAGCCAAAUAUAGCCUGUUACCUAUCCAAGCACUUUUUUUUUUUUUUUUUUUUUUAAGAAAAACAAUCCUCUCUGUCCUUUUCCCUACCUGAACACUGCAUCUCUAAUAGAAUGAAAACAUGUCAAGUUAAAGUAUUGAAUAUAAAGUAGUGUUGAGGAAAAGUACAUAUAAAGUAGUGUUGAGAAGUCAUUCUGGAGAAAUUAGUGUAAGAGUGCAUUUCUUCCUCUUCCACCCCGACUGAUGGAGGCGUGUCUAGUAUGUCUGCUGUAGCCGUCUUGGUGCAUUGUAAAGAAGCAAUACUCUUUUUUUGUGUGUGUGUAGUCAUGUAGGGGCAAGCUUUUUCAGGGAUUUUCACAUUCAGCUACCUAUAUAGCCACAUCCCCAGUGCCCACCCCAGAAGGAACGGGCUGUUUCAGCUCAACACCAGGUCUGGCUGAAGGCAAACUCCAGUGCAGUUUUGCCCAGGGUCAGUGCUGGGUUCAUCCCUCUGGAUGGAAUGUGUAGGCUCAUUUUCCCCCCCUUUUGGUUUCUCCUUUUGCCCUUUUAACCAAUUUAUGUGGUAUGCCAUUCCUCGAGACACUUUAAUGAUGUUUUCCAUCCCCUCCUGGGUACUGCCCUGUGGUGUUUGACCCGCUCAUAAAGCUGUCAGCCUUUUUAUUUUGUUAUUUUCGCAGUUAAAAGACCUAUUGUGGUCAGUCGGUUAGCUUAAGGAAAAGUUAGCGAUGCCCCCGCAAUGCCAGUUGCCCCCCCCUAAUCGUGUUGCCAGUAGGGUGAGCAGACUCACUCAAGAUGAGUCUGGGGAAUCUGUGAUUCGAGCUCAACCAAAACUUUUACAUGAACUAUGCAAGGGUCAUUAUUUCUCUGCGAUCCCAAUCAAAAUGAUUUUUUCCCCCUUACUGACCCUUUAAUGACAAUAUUAUAAGUAUUUAAUGUAGAACUGUUGUAAGGGAAUGAGCCUUUAAUGGCUCACAUAAGACAAUUAUUGCUUUGUACACUGAUAUAUAUUAUGCAAAUCAUUCUUACCGGUGUAAAAACAACAGUUAAAGCUAUGUU